This is a messenger RNA of Schistosoma mattheei, 1932 nucleotides long. NCBI's taxonomy places the organism in Eukaryota, Metazoa, Platyhelminthes, Trematoda, Strigeidida, Schistosomatidae. The record is from the annotation of a GenBank genome assembly.
AUGGAACAAGUACGCCAUGGACAAGAGUCUUGGGCUCAAUUUGAUGACGAUGAUAGUUCUAUGGUUAGAAAACCCUUAUCAAUUCCUAUUUGUACUUCUCACUCUUAUUUCUCUACAGAAGCAUCAUCUUUCAUUAAUCAACAACAAACAGUGAAUUCACAUUUUCCUAACUUGGGAUCAAUCAAUCAGAAUUUAAUGUUUCCUUCCUCUUUGAGUCAAUCAAACGAAUUACUUAUGCUUAAGAAUCCUUCAGAUCCUACAUCAUCACCAUUUGCUGCAGCUCAUCACCGGUCACCAAGAUCAAUAAGUAAAACAGUCUAUCAUGGGAAUUUAAAUAGUCACUCGGAUAUGAAUUCAUCGCAUUGUGCAGAGAUACAAUUUCACAGUCAUCAAUUGAAUAACUGGUCUAGUUUUAAUCAACCAACCUCUCAAUUCAAACAACAGUCCAAUACUACAGAUAUUACUCCAUUAGUUAAUACUGCUAAUACAACUACUACAAAUUUCUCUCCCAGUUUAAAUAUUUCAAAUGAUGAUUUUGCUAUAUUGGUUCAAAAACUCAGUGGAUUGCAAUCGAAGACAUUCUUUGAAUUAUCAAAUUUACCAUCUUCAGAAUUAUCAAAAAUUUGGGAACUGUCUGAUCUUGAUCAUGAUGGACAAUUAACAUUGAGUGAAUUUUGUAUUGCAAUGCAUUUAGUUGUGUAUCGAUUAAAUGGUGUUCCAGUUCCUAAUAAUUUACCGACAGUUUUAUUGGAAUUAGUUGAAACUAAUUGGUUAUCUACAAAAUUGUCAUCAACAUCAUCACCAACUGUAAAAGCAAAUACCACCACUACUGCUACUACUACCAACGGUAGUUGUAUUAAUAAUUACGAACUAACUAAUUGUACAUUGAAUUCUACUUGUCAACAAAAUCAUAUCAGUUCAGUCAGAUAUAAAUCAAUAGAUAUGCCUGAUUCAUGUCAACAUCACGAUAAUCAUCAUCUAUCAUUAUUCUUAUCCUCUUCAUCACCAAUUUCAUCUGUGUCAACUUGUCAAGUUAUAACACUAACGACAUCAUCAUCAAUUCAUGUCAAUACAUCUCGAACUGAAAUGAUUCAAUCUACAAAUUUUACAGAGUUGAAACACCCUCAUCAUGAACCAAAUCAGCAACAACAAAGACGUUGGUCUUUAUCUAGUCAAAGUGAUGUUAGCAGUUUAUUAGCAUCAGAAGAAGGAAUGAUCUUAUUCGAAUCGAAAUUAAAUGCAAAUGCACAAUUAAAACAUCCUAUCCCAUUAAGAGCUAAAACAUUACCAUCAAAUGUUAUUCCUGAGCUGGUGAAUUCAAUGAUGAGUACACCUCAAGAUUAUUCUACCGUAGAUCAUCAAAAUGAUUUUUCGCAUACAUAUCAAGUUCCAUAUAGUAGUAAUAAUGAUAAUAAAUUUUCUACUGCAAUUAGUAAUCCAAUGAUUGAAUCAACCCCUCGGUUACAACCACAGCCGAUUACAAUUCAUUCAUCUCCUAUAUUAUUCAGUAGUCAACAUUCUGAUUCGAUAACAUCUCCGUCGUCAUCAGUAAUACAGAAGGCUCCACCUCCUCCACCACCACCUAGAGCUAAUUUGUUACUUGUCACUAAUAUUGAUUGUGUUCAUAAUGAUAAUAUGGGACAGAAAUGUGGUGUUUCACUAAUUGAAGAGAAAGAGGACUUUGUUCCAUCUCUUACAACAGAAUUCAACUCAGAAGAAAUGAAAUUAACAGAAUCUCAACAACCAUAUAUUACUUCAUUAAAUAAUAGUAAUAAUGAUAAUAAUAAUGAUAAUGUGGAUAUAUUAAAACGUCAAUGUGAUUCUAUUAGUCAAAUUAAUGAACAAUUAACUACAACAUUAAUAAAAUUACAACAAGAUAGAAUAGCAUUGAAAAUAUUUCUGGAACGUUUAAUGCCAUUAGAAACAAUUUAA